Molecule: messenger RNA, 1381 nt
Organism: Aegilops tauschii subsp. strangulata
Lineage: Eukaryota; Viridiplantae; Streptophyta; Magnoliopsida; Poales; Poaceae
Product: very-long-chain aldehyde decarbonylase GL1-11
Biological process (GO): lipid biosynthetic process
Molecular function (GO): oxidoreductase activity; iron ion binding
Source: RefSeq, a predicted model, not a curated record
CCACACACACGUGGACGCAUCUAGUCCGGGUGUGUGUGAUGACCGAGUGACACACAGAACACAUAUAUAUUCAGCCAGGAGGAAGCAGAGGAGGCGGAGGAGGAAAGCUCCAAGGGCGGCCAGCCAGCCAGAUACAACAUACAGCACCGAGAAAGAUUCUUUCCCCCUUCCUCCUCCUCCUCCUGCCAUCCGCCGCCGGCCACCCAACAAUGGCGGCCACCCCGCUCGACUCCGCCUGGGAGUGGCUGAUCACCAACUUCAGCGAGUUCCAGCUGGCCACCGUCGUCACCUUCGUCCUCCACGAGAGCGUCUUCUUCCUCUCCGGCUUCCCCUCCCUCCUCUUCGAGCGCUUCGGACUCUUCGCCAAGUACAAGAUCCAGAAGAAGAGCAACACUUCUGAUUACCAGAACAGAUGCGUCAUGCGUCUCAUUCUCUACCAUGUCUGUGUGAAUUUGCCAGUCAUGAUUUUCUCCUAUCCUGCCUUUAAGUUCAUGGGGCUGAGGAGCUCUCUUCCUCUGCCACACUGGACGGUCAUUGUAUCUCAAGUUCUUUUUUAUUUUAUACUCGAAGAUUUCAUAUUCUAUUGGGGGCACAGGGCUCUGCAUACCAAAUGGCUAUACAAGCAUGUCCACAGUGUGCACCAUGAAUAUGCUACACCAUUCGGCUUAACUUCGGAAUAUGCACACCCUGCUGAAAUUUUGUUCCUGGGAUUUGCCACGGUUGUUGGUCCUGCCCUGACCGGCCCUCACUUGUUCACCCUUUGGCUGUGGAUGGUUUUGAGGGUGUUAGAGACGGUUGAAGCUCACAGUGGAUAUCACUUCCCUUGGAGCCCAUCAAACUUCCUGCCACUGUAUGGAGGCUCUGACUUCCAUGACUACCAUCAUCGUGUGCUGUACACCAAGUCAGGAAACUACGCCUCUACUUUUGUUUACAUGGACUGGUUGUUUGGCACAGAUAAGGGUUAUCGCAAGACAAAAGCCAUCGAAGGGGAAGAAGGGAAGCAUUUGUAAAUUGUGGAGGCUACUCUCUCUUUUCUCUGAGUCAACUCAUCAGAACUAGUUUUUGAUCUCUUGUAUUGGUGAUAACAUUGUGUUCAUGGGAGGAGAUACACGCGGCAUCGAUCCUAGGCAUGGGCCGUCGCUCCUACAUGUCGUUGAGUCUCUGUUCUCCCAUAUUUGCUAGCAUGAUGAGAUCAUGUGUUGUGUAGGCCAACUUAUAUAAUUUGUGGUGAAUUAAAUAUGUUGUGCUCUGUUGGGGUUUGUUUUGGACAUAUGCCCAUGACAAGCUAAGUUUUCUCCCAUAUUUGAAGCAGCAAUAACUUGUCAGAUUAGUUGUUUUGCAAGUCGAGUAAAUAACCGAGAUGAGAUUUGUCUGUGCUUUA